Equus quagga is the source of this 3685-nucleotide messenger RNA. RefSeq names its product zinc finger RANBP2-type containing 2 (gene ZRANB2). Gene Ontology annotation, biological process: RNA processing. The record is from RefSeq and is a predicted model, not a curated record. The transcript is spliced from 10 exons. NCBI's taxonomy places the organism in Eukaryota, Metazoa, Chordata, Mammalia, Perissodactyla, Equidae. Gene Ontology annotation, molecular function: RNA binding; lipopolysaccharide binding. Bases 878 to 1870 code for a protein of 330 amino acids.
ACGGUUAUAUGCAAAUAUACGCAACAAUCUAGGAUGAAUUUAGAAGCAUACUGUUGAGCGGGAAAAAAGUUGCAGACGAUUAUGUAAUAACAAACUAUGCUUGUAAAGCUCAAGUUUACCAUAUUAAACAUACAUGUACCUACGCUAAACUUUUAAAAGCAAAGGAAUAAAUCCAAAAUACAAGAGAGCGUUACCUCUGGAGAAAAGCAAGGGGAUUGGAUCGGAAAAGACACACGUAAUUUUAACAAUACCGGCAAUAUCCUAGUUCUAAAAUUACUGGUCGGUUCCCGUGAGUAAAGUGCUUGUCUGUUACAUCUAUUUAUGUACCAAAAAAGAGUUUAAGUUUCUAAACGACAUCCCGCGUGCAUAACGAAAGAACAGAAGUCUCGGGCCUUUAUUAAAAUAACUUCUCCAAACACUUGACUAGACGCCGGUAUCGCAUCCCCUAGCCUAGACGGGGCAAGCCGCCCUUCCAAGCUCCAAACUGCCCACAGUCACUUCCGCCUCUGCCUCCUUAGCUCCGCCCACCUGAGCGGAAGUACUUUCCUCUCGGGUCCUCCGGCCUGUAGGGGGCUCUCCCAGGCUUUUAAUGCCACGAAGGCCUCCCGCCUGGGCUGUCCCUGCGGUGCCUGUUCGCUUAGUUUUAAAAACACUUUUGCGUUAUCACUUUUUCGGCCAGAUAAAAAUCGCACAGGCAUCUUAGUGUGGACAUUCACGUUCAAACUCAGUCCAGGCCGAGGUGCUGCAUCGUCAAACCUUGACGCAGUGGUGGGUAGGAGUCAGGCGGAGUGGGGACAGCCCCGGAGUGCCGAAAGGCCCCGGCCCGCUUCCUCCGGUGAAGACGUAGCUGCGGGUGGCUGUGGUGGCGGCGUCCAAGAUGUCGACCAAGAAUUUCCGAGUCAGUGACGGUGACUGGAUUUGCCCUGACAAAAAAUGUGGAAAUGUAAAUUUUGCUAGAAGAACCAGCUGUAAUAGAUGUGGUCGGGAGAAAACAACUGAGGCUAAGAUGAUGAAAGCUGGUGGCACUGAAAUAGGAAAGACACUUGCAGAAAAGAGCCGAGGCCUAUUUAGUGCUAAUGAUUGGCAGUGUAAAACCUGCAGUAACGUGAAUUGGGCCAGAAGGUCAGAGUGUAACAUGUGUAAUACCCCAAAGUAUGCUAAGUUAGAAGAAAGGACAGGAUAUGGUGGUGGUUUUAAUGAAAGAGAAAAUGUUGAGUAUAUAGAAAGAGAAGAAUCGGAUGGUGAAUAUGAUGAGUUUGGACGUAAAAAGAAAAAAUACAGAGGGAAGGCAGUUGGUCCUGCAUCUAUUUUAAAGGAAGUUGAAGAUAAAGAAUCUGAGGGAGAAGAUGAGGAUGAGGAUGAAGAUCUUUCUAAAUAUAAAUUAGAUGAGGAUGAGGAUGAAGAUGAUGCUGAUCUCUCAAAAUAUAAUCUUGAUGCCAGCGAGGAAGAAGAUAGUAAUAAAAAGAAAUCUAAUAGACGAAGUCGCUCAAAGUCUCGAUCUUCACACUCACGGUCUUCAUCACGCUCAUCCUCCCCCUCAAGUUCAAGGUCUAGGUCCAGGUCCCGUUCAAGAAGUUCUUCCAGUUCGCAGUCAAGAUCUCGUUCCAGUUCCAGAGAACGUUCGAGAUCUCGUGGGUCGAAAUCAAGAUCCAGCUCCAGGUCCCACAGGGGCUCUUCUUCCCCACGAAAAAGAUCUUAUUCAAGUUCAUCAUCUUCUCCUGAGAGGAACAGAAAGAGAAGUCGUUCUAGAUCUUCUUCAUCUGGUGAUCGCAAAAAAAGACGAACAAGAUCACGGUCACCCGAAAGGCACCACAGGUCAUCUUCUGGAUCAUCCCAUUCUGGUUCCCGUUCAAGUUCAAAAAAGAAAUAAUGUAUUAAAAUUUACAUCUUAAAAAAAAUCCAGUACAGUGCAUGAAGCAUAUUUUUUAAGAAGUUGGUGUCUUACUUGGUCAGAAGUGCUAAAUCUGCUAGUAGAGGUGCAUGCCUUCAUUGCUUUUCAGAACAAUACAGCUGUGUUUAUUUGUGAACUUAAAAGUAAAUAGUAUUUUAAGCCAUAAUGUCCCUAAAUAGAUGCUCUAUUUAUCAUUUAUUAUUUACAACCAUUUGCUUCAUUUAAAACCAUCUCAGCUAUAAGAAAGUACUUUGUUCCUAAUUUGAACUCUUGUUUUCUCAUUUCCAAGUAUGCACUGUCUGUUGACUUAAGACAGGAUUACCUAGUCUCGCCUGAUGUUUGGGCAUGGAGGCAAGACUGCGGUAAAGUAACUGGAGACAGUCUGUGUGUUAAUACUGGAAAAGAAGUCAUCCUGUUUAUGUUAACCUGCAUCAAAGUGAUUCUUAAUCAGAUAAACUAGUUGUAAGACAGCCAUAUGGAGACCUCUUUAUUUUGAAAUUCCCUAUGCUAAGGGUGCCUUAGAAUCAUUGUCUCACUUUUAUCCAGUUUUACUUUUUGCACCACCACAUUUAAUGUAGAAAAAUCUUGUGAAUUGCAGAAGGAGAAAUGUGUUGUUCAUUUCUCCCCUUCUGAUGUGAUUUUGAGCAAGAAUGUGUUUCUAACAGUUCACCUCUUCUCUACUGAUAUGGUUGUCUAAUGAGAAAAACAUCUUAUUUCAAAAUGUUUAUCUUAAUAUUUUAAGAAGCUUUGUGCGGUAUCCUUUAAAAAGGCAGUGAAUCUCAUAGGGUAGACAAAGCUAAAUCAUAGUUAAUGAAGAACAAAUUGAAGAAAGCUUCUGAAGUAUAUUUCUCUUUGGGUGAAAGAUGAACAGAGACAAUUGUGAAUUUAAAUGAAUAUUUGCCUUGAGAUGUUUAGCUUUGAACAGACUGCAUCACAUUUUCUUCUGAGUAACAAAUGGAUGCCUGUUUUUCUGCAUGACAUAAGCAGAAAUAAUUGUUGUUCCUAUUCACUUAAAAUUACUUAUGGCUUAAAAUACUUUCAGAGUUUGUUUUAUUUUUCAAAAUUAAAAUCUGGUCACUUGAGUUCCAUUUUGUCUUCUGGUUUUAAAAAGAAAAAGGCUUCUCUUAACAGUAUCUUCAGUGACAAUACAAGGUAAGUAUAUUAAGGGAAAUCAACACUUGUGCUUGGGGACCUUUUGUCAUGGGGAUAAAUACCCACUUUUUCUUGUUUUUUCCCCUUUAACAGUAGUGUCUGCUACAAUUAAAAUGUUUUGAGGUAUUUAGUAGACAGACCAAACAGAAGUAUAUUUGUUUUUUAUUUUAAAAUGAGUGAUUUUUCUCUCAACUGAUCUAAAGAUAAAAGCAAAUAUCUUAUGUAGAAGUAUUUUGAUAAUAUUUUUACAGUGAACUUCCCCUUGUUUUUUAUGUCUUAAUUUUCUUUGCUACGUUUACUGUAGGUUGCACAAGAACUUUUACUCUCUUGUAAUUGUGCCUCAGACUUCUUGAAAGUCUACCUUCUAAAUUGCCCAGAUGAUCUUCUAGAUUCUAUAUGUUACCGUUGGUUUAUUCUUGUGCUUUCUGUAUUUAAAACUUCGGCUGUGCUAAGCAAAUGCAAGGUUAUAAAUUUAGCUUAAUAGUAGUUUACGGACAAUUCAGAUGAUUAUGAUUUCAUUUGGUUUAAACUGUACUAGUUCAUUUCAUAAGGAAAUGAUGCUGUAGAUGAAUGUAAAUAAAGCUUGUGAGUCAAGCAUAAAGUGGUGUUUGUUAGAAAUAAACUAGAAUUUUUAAGCUCUGA